Coccidioides immitis RS is the source of this 1715-nucleotide messenger RNA. RefSeq lists its product as uncharacterized. Bases 103 to 534 code for a protein of 143 amino acids. The record is from RefSeq and is a predicted model, not a curated record. The transcript is spliced from 3 exons. Lineage: Eukaryota; Fungi; Ascomycota; Eurotiomycetes; Onygenales; Onygenaceae.
CAAGGAGAUCCAUGCUUAGCACCAGUGUCUACGGAGUAUCCUCCGUCCAAAGUCCCAAAACCGACUAUUGAACUCCCUAAAUAGCCGCUGCUGACUAGUUAUAUGGGACGGGUUAACUCCUCCAUUUCCAGGAUAGACGUCCCCUUUCAGCAAAGAGGAAGAUACCAAAUAACAAGCGACCGUUCUGAGCCAGACCCAUUUCCCCGCGCACACACAGGAAUUCUGUGCUGCAACCUGUACAUGAUAAUCCAGUUCACCCAAGAAGCUCUUCAAAAACCCCCUUCAAUAUUUGACUACAUGAAUAUUUCAAGCUCCUCCUCUGCGUCCAAGAAAACAAAUACCAACCCAGCUGUUUGGAUCCCGAAUUUAAUUGCGCAACACACCAACGGGCCAUUGUGUCGCUUUGAAAACAAUACCAAACUGCGCACGACUUGGCCAAUGCCCAGCGAAGAACUGAGCACAGAACCAUCCGGUUCUUCGAUGUUGCGGCCCAAUUGUCACACACAGUAUGAGCCACGCAUCGUUGCAGGAUAGCAUACGGCAGAAGGGUAUACAUGCUAUUCCUACAUCGACAAAUAUCAAAACCUGGGUCUAUUUCAUCCUGUGAUUGAAUUCCCGGCAUGCGACCAGAGACAGUUGUAAGGAGGAGAAGAUAACUUCAUUGGUGGCGAAGGUGGAUGAUUUACUAGCAAAAGAAUGACUUCACCAAGCCUCGCUCGUAAGGCUCUAGGCAGAAGGAAUAUUAAGCUGAGUUGGAUCAUCAGGCUCGUCGCGAUAUUCCGGGAAGGCUGGGCUUAAAACAUGAGUGCCAACACGGCUGGCUUAUGAGCCGCUCCUCAGAAACAGGGCCUAAACGUCAAAAACGGUCUCUGCAACCUCUUCCAACACUUCGUCCCACUCUUUAUCGGACCUUCGGGUAUACUCAAUUGUUGCCAGACCCGUAACAAUAACCAUAUCCAAAUUUGCGAUCACAUUGGCGUCCUGAACCAGCAAUAUAAACUGAUCCAUCUGACGCGAAAGUAGGGAGGACCGCUUCUCAUAUCGAGCGAUCACGCGUUUGUGCUGAUCUACUAGCUUCUGGCUGCUCGUGAAGAUACUAUCGCCUCCUUUCCAUUGCAUCCUUCCCAGCGGUGAGUCAAAUUUGCGUCCACCAGCAAGCAGAUCAGAGCGCUUCAUUGUCAUUUCCAUUGGCUGGGGACCGGAGUAUAAGGAAAUGCCAAUCUUGGAGGAAAGACCGUGGAACGAAACAGUACUAACAACUGUGCCGCUGUUGGAUCCGCCGAAAGGGACUUGAACUGGCGGAUGUGCGCAGGGUGGAGAUGGAGAUGGGUAGUGACAUGCUGGAGCAGCCAUCUGUUGGUACGGACAACGGUGUCGAAUAAGUGUCAUAUGUGGCUUCGCUUUUUGUGACGUUUCUACCGUAUAAAGACGUGUGGUUGAGUCGGAGUCGAGAAUGGUAUAUACCACACCCGAUGCCGGCUGCGAUUUCGUUAUAUAGAAGACUCGCCCUGGAUCCAUGGUGGAUAAGCAAAGAGAAAAACUAGGGAAACUAGAGAGAAAUUUGGAGCAGCGUAUUCAGCAAUGAGACCGAUAAUUCAAGGGAGAUAUUUGAUCUCGCUGCAAGUCCAUCGUGGCCAGAAAGGAGUCAUUUCAGGGCGAAGCGGCCCUGUUAUGAAGGUUGGCAUCUUCUGGCCUUGUACACGGGGUCCUCCAUG